AUGUUUUUAUCUUACGCUACCAUGCCCAUGUUUGCUUUCACGAUACUGUUGAGUUUCUUCUUCUUGAACUCGCCCAUCAAAUCGAUGGAGUUCGGCACGCUCUUUGAAAAGUGCCCGGAUUGUCUGGCUGACUCGUGCCACAAAGAUAAACACAGGCCGUGCAUGACCAUGAGCACCGGUUGGUUCUUAUGUUACACGUGUGAAAUCGACUUAGGUGACGACCAGUACUACACCUUCGAAGAAUGUAAGACGGGUUGCACGAACACAAACAGGACAUGCGCGUGUGACGGUAUGUGUGUCGUGUGCGUCAGAAAAUCAGUACUUGAAAAUGGAGGUUAUUUAGAGCCAUGUAAUUUGCCAACCACGCCGGAAAUAACGUGCAAAUAA
Messenger RNA from Macrosiphum euphorbiae (potato aphid), 387 nucleotides. The record is from the annotation of a GenBank genome assembly. NCBI's taxonomy places the organism in Eukaryota, Metazoa, Arthropoda, Insecta, Hemiptera, Aphididae.